GGGCGCCGCGCCCCGCAGUGGUUUGGUCCCGGCAGGAGCCCGUACCGGCCGGUUGCGGCCGUAACGCCGCGGCGACGCAGCGCGCGCCGCCGCCCAGCCAGCCAGCCAGCGGCCGCGGGGCCCGAGCCCAGCGGCGGGACCGCGGGGCGGCGCCGCCGCCCGUUACAGCGCGCGCCCGGGGGCAGCGCCGCCGCCCUCCCCGCCUUCCCCGCCUUCCCCGCCUUCCCCUCUCCCUUGUGUCCCCGCCGCCGCCGCCGCCGGAGUGAGCGUCCGGAGGGGUCGCCCGCCCGCCCGCCUGGCGUGCCGACUGACCCUCCGCUCCUGCCCCUUCCGUGGCAGCGGGAAAGGAAGCACUCGUGAGACCCCACUUGGAGUACUGUGUCCAGUUCUGGAGCUCUCAACACAGGAACCACACAGAGCUGUUGGAAUGAGUCCGAAGGAGAGCCACAGAGAUAAUCCUUAGGGCUGAAGCUCUUCUCCUAUGAAGACAGACUGAGAGUUGGAGCUGUUCAGCCUGGAGAAGAGAAUGUUCUGGAGAGACCUCGUAGCAGCCUUCCAGUAUCUGAAGGGGGCCUACAGGAAAUCUGGGGAGGGACUUUUUAGAAGGGCAUGUAGUGAUAUGAUGAGGGCUAAUGGAUUAAACUGAAAGAGGGGAGAUUUAGGUUAGGCAUUAAGAAGAAAUUCUUGACUGAGGAUAGUGAGACACUGGCACAGCUUGUCCAGGCCAGCUUGGAUGCAGCUUUGAGGAGUAUAGUGGGAGGUGUCCCUGCCCAUGCAGGGAGGUUGGAACUACAAGACCUUUAAAUGAUUCUGUGAUUCUCAUAUAUAAUGCACAUAAGAUGUGAAGGGGACAGAUGUGUUCCUUCAUUUAUAAAUGUAUAUUGUGUAUUUUAGUGUUAUUUCAUGUUUAUAAGCAAGUACUGAAGUCUGUCAAUGCUUCAAGUGUUUGCUAAGAACAUAUAGUAAUUGCAGAUUAUAAAAAAAUAUGUAUUUUAGUGGUAGCAACAAGUAGAUUUUAUGUGGGAAGAAGCUUUAGCAUGACAAUAGCCUAUCUUCAAAGUUUUCUAAAAUCUGCAUCUUUAUUAGCAGUUUGUUUGGCAAUGAAAGUGAUUAAAUAAUAUGUUUGGACGCUCUUCAGUAUACCUUCCUCAAAAUACUAAAGCCUCACCUUUGAAGCUAUAUGCUUAUUUCAUAGAAGCUUAAAGUUGUACUACUGCCAUCUGACUAGAGGUGCCUAAAUUGUGGUGUACUGCUUACUUCAUGAGGGUGCUUGGCAUUUAAAUGCUAAUUCAUGCACACAUGCAAAGCUGCACACAGGCCAGGAAGGUGCUGAAGCUCAAACAAAUUAAACUUGUGGACAUGUGCUAAACUCCUCUUAGUAAAUGCUUUGGACAGUUUACAGGAGAGCUUUUCAAAUGCAAGUAUUUCAAAAGCUAUUUCACCUGCAACGUGGGUGAAUGUAAGUAGCUAUUACAAAUGGGAUUUCAAGUUGUAGUAACAGCAGAUGAGGGUGUUACUGUUAUUCCUGCAGUCUUGCAUCAUUUCUAAAACUAGACUGAAGCUCUUCAGGGCAUCGGCUGGUCUCAUGUUUCUGAACUAAUACUUAGUACAUUUCAGAACACUGAAGUUACAAAGAUACCUUUUUAGUCAAGUUACAGUUUAGCAUUUUAAAUAUGUCUCCUUGAAUUUAGAGUAAGCAGUUUGUGCUUACAAAUCAGUGUAUCAGACAUGCUAAAGUAAUACAUUACAGGUUACAUAAAUGGGACUAAAUUGAUUUAAUCUAUUUAUUUAGUAUCAAACUCCAAGAUAAUCUGUUCAUGUUGGCGGAUAUGAUUUAUUUAUAGAAGAGUAUGAUCUAGGAACGAGUAAAGCACUGAAAAAAAAUUCUCCUUGUUAACCAUAACAAAUGCUUUUCUGUUGACUUGAAAUUAUAUAUCAGGCUUCUCUUCUGCUCUUGGUACGUGAAUCUGAAUACUGUGUUGUUUUGGUUGUAGGAACUCUUUUUUCCAAACUUUUUUAUUUGAAAUAUUGCAGGGACAAUUGAUAGUCUGCUAGUGAUUUGCAAAGCAGAAAGUUUUAAAACUGGGUCAUUUAUUGGUGCCACCUGUGAAUUCAGGCCAUAAUCAUACUGCAAUUUUGAAAUCCAUUAUUAGUGAUCUUUUCAUUAACAUGGAAAUGCAGGUAGUGGAGGAACCAGCAAGGAGGGGUGCACUGCUGGUACUUGUAUAGUAAAGAAGGUCUGGUUAGGGACCAGACCUUAAGGUCUGGGAAUAGCCUUGGCGACAGUGACUAUGACACAGUGGUAUUUUACAAGGAAGAAGCAGGGCAGUAAGUAGGAUUACAACCCUGAACUUCUGUAGGGCUAACUUUGUACCCUUCAGAGAUCUACUUGCAGGAAUCCUGUGGGCUAAGACUCUGGAAGAAAAGGGAGCCAAGGAAAGCUGGUCAGUUUUUAAAUACUGCUUUCUCCAAGCCCAAGAUAGUUUGCAUUCCUUCUAGUAAAAAAUUGGGUAGAAGUGAUAAACGACCUGCAUAGAUAAGCAAGGAUCUUCUGAAGAAAGUCUCAUGGAAGAAAGAAAUUUACAGUUUGUGAAAGAAGGGACUUGUCACUUAGGAGAGCUAUAGGGACAUUGUUAACAUAUGUAGGAAGGUGACAAGAAAGGUCAAAGCUCUCUUAGAGCAUAAACUGGCAAUGGAAGUAAAAGAGAACAAGAAGAGCUGCUUCAUAUACAUCAGUCCUAAAAGGAAGAAUAGGGAAAACGUGAGCCCAUUGCUGAAUGAGGUGGGAGCCCUGGUAACAAGACAAUGCAGAGAAGGCAGAGUUGCUGAGAACCUUCUUGGCUUCAGUCUUUACUCCUAAGACCAGCCCUCAUGAAUCUCAGAUGCUGGAUGUAAGAGAGGAAGCCUGGAGGAAGGAAGACUCUCCACUGGUCAAUGAAGAUUGGGUUAGAGAUCAGUUAUGCAAGUUUAAUGUGCACAAGUCCAUGGGCUGUGUUGGGAUGCACCCACAAGUGUUGACAGAGCUGGCUGAUGUUACUGCUCUACCACUUUCCAUCAUUUAAAAAAAAAUCAUGGCAAGCAGGAGAGAUGCCUGAGGACUGGAGGAAAGCCAAUGUCGCUCUGGUCUUGAAAAAGGGCAAGAUGAUCCAGGAAACUACAGACCAGUCAGGCUCACUUCCAUCCCUGGAAAUAUGAUGGAGCAGUUCAUUCUGGUGGAAACCUCGAAACACGUGGAAAAGAAGAAGGUUUAUCAUAAGUAGUCAGCAUGGUUUUACUAAGAGGAAAUCAUGCUUGACUAAUCUGAUAGCCUUUUAUGAUGGUGUGCCAGAAUGGAUAGAUGCAGGGAGAACAGUGGAUGUGUCUACCUUGACCUUAGCAAGGUUUUUGACACACUCUCCCAUAACAUCCUUGUGAGUAAGCUCAGGAAGUGUGGGGUAGAAGAGUGGACAGCUGAGUACAGCUGGAGACCUGUAACUAGUGGAGUCCCUGAGGGAUCAGUGCUGGGUCCAGUCCUCUUCAACAUCUUUAUCAAUGACCUUGAUGACGAGACAGUGUCUUCUCAGCACAUUUUCUGAUGAGACAAAGCUGGAAGGAUUGGCUGAUUCACCUGAAGGCUGUGUAGCCAUUCAGCAAGAUUUGGACAGGCUGGAGAGCUGGGCAAAGAGGAACCUAACGAGGUUCAUCAAGAACAAGUGCAGAGUCCUGCACCUGGGAAGGAACUACAAAAUACACCAGUACAGGCUAGGAGGUGACCUGCUAGAGAGCAGCUCCAUGGAGAAGGACCUUGGAGUCCUGGUAGACAACAAAUUAUGCGUGGGACAACAAUGUGCCCUUGUGGCCAAGAAAACCAAUGAUAUCCUGGGGUGCAUCAGGAGGAGUGUCUCCAAGAGAUCAAGGAAACCUAAUUAAAAAGAAGCCAGCUCAGUAGAAUUUCAGGUCUGGCAAUGGCAUCUACUGUAGUAAGUUCAGUCCCUACCACUGCGUCUCGUUUUGCUUUACUACAAGUUGAAAGUGAUACCGAUUCAGAGUCAGGAAAAGGAAGAAGUGGCCGAGGUGUCAGUAAAUCUCAGGCUUCAGGCGGAAAAUCAUCUACAAAUGAGAAAAAAAGAAAGAAAAGGAGAAAAAGGAAGGAACAGCAGCAGAGUGAGGCCAAUGAGCUCAGAAACCUUGCUUUUAAAAAGAUUCCUCAGAAAUCCUCACAUGGAGGUUGUCUUUCUCAGCAUGAACAAAAACUGCAUACUGAAAUGCGGAAGGACUCUCAGGAAGAAAACUGGCAGGAGUGGAAACAAAGAGAUGAGCAGCUGACAUCUGAAAUGUUUGAAGCUGAUCUGGAAAAAGCAUUGCUGCUAAGCAAGCUGGAGUAUGAAGAGCACAAAAAGGAAUAUGAAAACGUUGAAAAUACUUCACCUCAGUCAAAGUCUCUGAAUAAGAAAAAGAACCAGCAAGGAAAAGACAAACCUCUUACUGUGUCUCUGAAAGACUUCCAGUCAGACAGUAAUAUAGAUCAUCUGAAUAAAGGAAAAGGAUUGAAAGUACAGCAACCUAGAAGAAAUGGAAGGCAUUCAGAUAACCUUGUCAAAAAGCAUGAGGAACUGAACUCUUCCCAUUCUUCGUUGCAUGACAGAGGAUUUUUCAACAGGCUGGAAGAUGAUGUUCACAGAAUACUUGAAAGAGAGAAAAGGAGAGUCCAGCACAGUGAUUACAGUGAAAUUGAUAACUGCAUAUCUCAUGAACAAAACCAGGAGAGUGUUUUGAAAGGUGGAAAAACAGAACAACUAAAGCUUGAGCUUGAAAAGAAAGAUGCAGAAAUUGAGCAACUGAGAAAUAAAGUAACUCAGUGGGAGGCAAAAUAUAAAGAAGUAGAAGCAAGAAAUGCACAGCUUCUGAAGAUUAUGCAAGAAGGUGAAAUGAAAGACAAAGCAGAAAUACUUCUACAGGUUGAUGAAUCUCAAAUUAUCAAAAAUGAAUUGACCCUACAGGUAACUAUACUUCAUGCUGCAUUAGAGCAAGAAAGAUCCAAAGUGAAACUAUUGCAGGCAGAAUUAACAAAAUACCAGAGUGGGAAAAAAGGGAAAAGACACUCAGAAUCUGACCAGUGCAGGUGAUCUCCUCUGCCACCAGGAUCAAAGCAAAAAAAACAUGUAAUCUUUCUUCAGGGUUUUGCAGAAAUUUAUAUAUUUGUUUUACAACUGCUCAACUAUGCAGUUUUUGAAGAGAAACUAACAAUUACUAGUUUAACAGUCUGAAUAACUGAUUUGUUGCACUUUCCGCUACAGAAAAAUUAGAAAACUAGUAUACCAGAAGAGCUGAAACCAACUGAAAUUCCAUGAGUUUUUCAUCAUUCAAUAAAGUUUACUCUUCCAUUUCUA
Apus apus (common swift) is the source of this 5369-nucleotide messenger RNA. RefSeq names its product G kinase anchoring protein 1 (gene GKAP1). NCBI's taxonomy places the organism in Eukaryota, Metazoa, Chordata, Aves, Apodiformes, Apodidae. The record is from RefSeq and is a predicted model, not a curated record. Gene Ontology annotation, biological process: signal transduction. Bases 3945 to 5105 code for a protein of 386 amino acids. Gene Ontology annotation, cellular component: Golgi apparatus. The transcript is spliced from 14 exons.